AUGGAAUCAUCUAGACAUAGGGUCCUCAAGGGUCUGAAUCUCGAUGACAAGAGUGUCCCGAUCUAUCAUGGUUCAACAAGCUUUUUCAAUCGGUUGAAUAGACCCUUUCCGAUACCUAUUGAAUCUUCACUGGUGCUGGAUCCAGCCAUUAUUCAACUUCGUAUACAGACCCGCCUUCACACGUAUGGCAUGAUUGUGACUUCUUCCCAAAUACGGCUAAUAAUAGGAUAG
Molecule: messenger RNA, 231 nt
Organism: Clonostachys rhizophaga
Lineage: Eukaryota; Fungi; Ascomycota; Sordariomycetes; Hypocreales; Bionectriaceae
Source: the annotation of a GenBank genome assembly